This is a messenger RNA of Zingiber officinale, 318 nucleotides long. RefSeq lists its product as uncharacterized. The record is from RefSeq and is a predicted model, not a curated record. The transcript has a single exon. Lineage: Eukaryota; Viridiplantae; Streptophyta; Magnoliopsida; Zingiberales; Zingiberaceae. The coding region runs from base 1 to 318 and encodes 105 amino acids.
AUGGGCAAUUGCAUCGGUUUGCAGAAGCCGGUGACGUGGGUAGACGACGGCGACGGCGACGACGACUGGGGAUUCGCGACGCGCAAGCUCUCAAGAAAGCAUCAAGAGGGAGCGGCGACAGUUGACAUUGAGGAGCAGGUGAAUGCCGCGGCGAAGUCGACGGAGAUCAGGAUCAAGAUCAGCAAGAAGCAACUGGAGGAGCUGCUGAAGCAGGUGGAGGCGGAGGGCUUGCCGCUGCUGCAAGUUCUCGCCGGCUUAGGCGAGGUCGAGAGGCAUUGGAGGCCGAAGCUACAGAGCAUACCGGAAGUAGCGGAGUAG